Stylophora pistillata is the source of this 2002-nucleotide messenger RNA. Its product is annotated as serine protease inhibitor dipetalogastin. Lineage: Eukaryota; Metazoa; Cnidaria; Anthozoa; Scleractinia; Pocilloporidae. Gene Ontology annotation, cellular component: extracellular region. Gene Ontology annotation, molecular function: protein binding. The record is from RefSeq and is a predicted model, not a curated record.
CAGCCCUCAUUCAGACCCAGGAUUACGGGGUCAGGCAUGUGACCAGUGAAUUGUUAAGUAAGCUCUUAUCACCAAGUGAUAAGUUUGAAUUUUGCUUUGGCAGGAGUCAGUUCGUCCAGCCUUUUGUCGGCACUUUGCCUCGGUCGCUUAACUGCAAAGGAACGACGUCCUCAAAUAAUCAUGAAGAGAACUUUUGUUUUUCUUGCCGCUGUGAUACUGCUAUCAGCUGCAGAUAUUGAAGCGAAGAAAAGGAAAUCAAAAGGAAGAGAGAGAGCGUGCAAUCGAUCGUGCCAAGGCUACCGAAUGAAAAAAUCUUUGUGUGGAAGCGACGGCCAAACGUAUAAGAACUUUUGCCUGUUCAACAAGGCAAGAUGUAAAGCCGAUAAAACCGGCGUCAGUCUGACAAUAGAGCAUACUGGACCCUGUCUCUGCUCUCAAGUACUGCCAAAAUGCGAUCAGGAUGGUAACACCACGAAACAAGCCGUGUGCGGAAGCGACAAUACCACCUAUGCAUCAUUAUGUUCCUUUCGUGUCGCUCGUUGCGAGGCGAAGCAAAACAAAACCAGGUUGAAAGUGCUGCACGCGGGAGAGUGUAGAAAACCGAAGAAAGCAAGAGUAUGCCCGGAUUUGAGUCAGUGUUACAUUAAAGAACUACCCGUCUGUGGCAGCGACAAAAAGACUUACAGAAAUCCUUGCUUCUUUCGGGUCGCCAAGUGUAUUGCGAAACGGCAGAACCAGAAGUUGUCCAUCAAGAGGAGAGGGGCGUGUGGCAAACGAAAACCUUCCAAAUCGUGUCCAAAAAAAUGUCCAACCAAAUAUCGACCUGUGUGUGGCUCAAACAAUAAGACGUACGAAAACAGCUGCCUUCUAUCCAUUGCAAAGUGCGCACUGCCGAGGAAAGACAGGAGCUCCCUCCAGUUGCAAUAUAAUGGACCCUGCAGUUCGCCGACCACCCCAAAGCCUUGCCCCAGAUGGUAUGACUGCAAAACUGUGAACAAACCCGUGUGUGGGUCGGACAGGAGAACGUAUCCUAACUUGUGCGUCUUUCGGGUCGCUAAGUGUCUUGCAAGGAGAAACAAGCAAAAGCCUCUAAAGCUUAAAAACAAAGAGGCGUGCAAGAAACGAAAGAAUAAGAAGGAAAAAAGAAAGGAAAAGAAAAGAAAGGGAGGAAAGAAGAAUGGUAAAGGCAAGUCUGGUUCCAAAGGAAAAAACAAGGGGGGAGACUAGCGACAUUUUGAAAAUACCGCGGCUAAUUUAAAUUGUUACGGAGAAUCAUUUUCGAUCACACCGCUUAAUGAAUUGAGUCUGUUGUGGAUCUCCUAAGAUUACGGCCGAGCAUUAAAAACGCGUAUGUUGAAAUUGAAGCCAGGUGCGAGGCUUCCCUUGUAUAAAUGCAAUAGAUAAACAGGAUUUAUCAUUCCUUGUCGAUGGCCUCGCACUUACCCUCUUUUUAAAGCAGAUUAGGGCAUUUCGGGAUUUGCCUAUUGCUUCAGCAGAAAACGUGCGUAAUGUUUACCAUAUGUUUAAAUAACUUUUCCUUUUAAGAAAAAAAAUAUGUAGAUCUGCUGUUGGGCACACGGAACAUUGUUUAAAGUAAAUGUUUCCCAUUGAUUCUUUGGAGUAAAGAAAAGUACUGAAAAAGGAAAAUUAUCAUAAACGAUGCAUCGAUCCUGUAAUAGGUCACUAAGCGUUUAUCUGAAUAUUCUGAAUAUCAGAUAUUUUUUAAUUGAUUCGUAGGCUGCAUCCUUUCUUUGUAAUUUCAGCACAUUCUUGAUGAAAGGGGUUAGUGCUCCAUGCAAGUAUUAAAAAAAACUGAGUCGGCAGGAAAAGCAAUGAUUGAUGUUAACCGUUUUUUUCUCCUUUUUUUUUCCCACGAGUACUUUGAUAACUUCUAAGUGUUUGCUCUGUAUCAAAUUGGUCAUAAAGCUGCUGAUACAUGGCCUUCAUUUGCUUAACAGUUAUUGCAUAGUAAUAAAUAAUAAUUUUCCAUUUGCUAGAACUA